Molecule: messenger RNA, 1700 nt
Organism: Melospiza melodia melodia
Lineage: Eukaryota; Metazoa; Chordata; Aves; Passeriformes; Passerellidae
Product: serine/threonine-protein kinase pim-1-like
Exons: 7
Coding region: 1-819 (272 amino acids)
Biological process (GO): negative regulation of apoptotic process; protein autophosphorylation
Cellular component (GO): cytoplasm
Molecular function (GO): ATP binding; protein serine/threonine kinase activity
Source: RefSeq, a predicted model, not a curated record
AUGAGGGUGGCUACGCAGCAGGGCCUGAAGGAGCAGUACAGGCUGGGUUCGCUGCUGGGGCGCGGCGGCUUCGGCAGCGUCUUCGCGGCCACGCGGCUCUCGGACGGCGCCCCGGUGGCCAUCAAAAGGGUGCCACGCAACCGCGUCCUGCACUGGGGCGAGCUGCCCGACGGCACCAGCGCACCCCUGGAGAUCGUGCUGCUGGCCAAGGUGUCCACUGGCUUCCCUGGUGUGGUCCAGCUGCUGGAGUGGCUUGAGCUCCCCAAGGACAUCUUGAUGGUGCUGGAGCGGCCAAAGCGGUGUCAGGACCUGCAUCGUUUCAUUCGGGCACGGCGGUUCCUGCCCGAGGAGGAGGCGCGGGAGCUGUUCCGCCAGGUGCUGGAGGCCGUGCGGCACUGCACCAGCUGUGGGGUCCUGCACCGCGACAUCAAACCAGGGAACAUCCUGGUUGACCUGGACACUGGGCAGGCCAAAGUAAUUGACUUUGGCUGUGGCACCUACCUGCAAGACACAGCCUACACUCACUUUGCAGGAACACGGUCAUACAGCCCCCCGGAAUGGACCCACUUUGGCCGGUACUAUGGCAAGCCAGCUACCAUCUGGUCCCUGGGCAUCCUGCUGCACCAGAUGGUCUGCGGGGAGCACCCUUUCAGGAGGGGCCAGAACAUCAGCCUGGACCAUCAGCUCUCGCUGCCACAACGGCUCUCUCAAGAGUGCCAAGAUCUGAUCAGGCAGUGUUUAUCCAUGCUGGACUUGGAAAGGCCCUCAUUAGAAGAGCUGUUCUGUCAUCCUUGGAUGAAGGAUAUUCAUCUGCCCUAGAAGAAGGGAGAGAGCCACAGGCACACUUUGAUCCAGGGCCCUGCUGGGGCCCUGGGCAGAGCCCUGAGAGCCUGAUCUGCCCCCAGGGAAGGAGAAGGAGCCCCUGGAGAAGCUGUACCAGGUGGGGCUGCUGCUGUUGGAGAGAGUGAGGAUGACACCAAGGAUGACAAGCUCUUCCUCAGCCUGGCCAGCUGAAGAUGAUGGACUUUGAUUCUGGCACCUUCUUCAAAGCCAGGCUCCACAGUGAAUUUGCAGAUGAGUCCACAUGCAGGGGGAUGUUCUCAGAUUUGGGCAUUGCCCAGCCUGGCUGGGAACCAAAGGCUUCCCCUUUGCUGGGGCAGAUGCAGCUCAUUCUUCAGUGGCUGCCCAGCUGCUUUUGGCAGGGCUGGGGCAUGGCCUGGGGUGGGUACGAAAUGGGAGUGGGCUCCUGGCCCUGCCAACAGCCCCCAGCACCCACCAUGCCCCGGGCUGGGGCUGGGGCAGCCAGCCCGACACAAACAAAGCCCCAUGGUGGGAGCAGAGGUGGGACUCCAGAACUUGUGCAGGGGCUGCUUUGCUGUACAGGCAAGGAAGGGCUUGGGCUUCUCCACUGCCCUUGUUUGCUUUGGGGUCACCGCGAUUUUAGGGGGCAGUGCAGGGGGGGAAGAGAGAAAGUGUGGGCUUCCCUCACCCAUGGAUGGGUUUUUCCCUAUCAUGUGGGGGUUUGGCCUUCCUCAAGGCCCUGACAGAGAUGGGAGUUUUUACUGUUUUUCUUGUUUUCUCUUUUUGUCUCUAAUCUCUUUUCAAUAAUGUGUUGUUUGUUUUUCCAGAGGAAGCGUUCCAGGUGGUCCAGUGUGGAUGGGGAAGUGCUUGGGAGCAGCUGUGGCGUGGAUGGGCCGUGC